Klebsormidium nitens is the source of this 2859-nucleotide messenger RNA. NCBI's taxonomy places the organism in Eukaryota, Viridiplantae, Streptophyta, Klebsormidiophyceae, Klebsormidiales, Klebsormidiaceae. The record is from the annotation of a GenBank genome assembly.
AUGGUUCACUUCCAAAAACCCUGGGUUACAGGUGACGCAAUGGCGGGCCUGGAGAAUGGCGCAGGGAACGUCCUAUCGGACAAGACUCUCGACAACGGCAAGCCCAGCAGCGUGAAAGGCUUUUCCGCGGUCGAGGCCGGGGAAGCGGACGGGACGGAGAUGCGCGAGUACCCCGCGGGCGUGGGGCUGACGUCAGCGGCCCCCGAGUUCGGCAUGCCUCGGAUCGCGGGCCCGGAGCUGCACAAGAUGCACGAGCGCAAGCGCGCAGUGAAUGACCCGGAAAAAGAUGCAACAGAGGUUAUUGACGACGACAUGUCCCCAAUUGAGGAGGUCAACCUAACCGUCCCCAACACGGACGACUACACGCUUCCGGUGUGGACCAUUCGGGUGUGGGUCCUCGGGAUCUUGUCGUGCGCCGUGCUGGCUUUCGUCAACCAGUUCUUCUGGUUCAGGACGGAGCCCCUUAUCGUCUCCGCGCUAGCAUUCCAGAUCAUCACGCUCCCGCUCGGGCGAUUCAUGCACAAGAUCCUCCCGGCGCGGCGUUUUCUCGGGGUUAACCUUAACCCGGGGCCGUUCAAUGUCAAGGAGCACGUGCUGAUCACCAUCUUCGCAAACUGUGGCUACUCCUUCGGCAACGGGAACGCAUACGCUAUCGACAUCGUCACGAUCAUGCGCCAGUUCUACGGCAAGGAGCUGAACUUCGGCGCCGCGGUUCUGCUCGUGGUUACGACGCAAUCCGUGGGUUACGGAUUUGCCGGGCUGAUGCGCAAGUUCCUGGUGGAGCCCGCGCACUUCUGGUGGCCGACUAACCUCGUCAACGUGUCGCUUUUCCGGACUCUCCACGAGAAAGAGACGGGCCGGGGAAUGACCCGCAUCAAAUUUUUCCUUAUCGCGGCGUUCCUCAGCUUCAUCUGGUACAUGGUCCCCGGUUACGUCAUGACCAUCAUGACGUCACUCUCCUGGAUCUGCUGGGCGUUCAAGAAGAGCGUUACCGCGCAGCAGGUCGGCUCAGGUCUGGAAGGACUCGGGCUCGGUGCUUUCGCUUUGGACUGGGCGACCAUAUCAGCGUUCCUCCUCUCGCCGCUUGCCACUCCUUGGUUCGCGAUUGCCAACGUAUUGGUCGGCUUCCUUCUGGUCACAUACGUCAUCGUCCCCAUUGUAUACUGGAACAACAUAUACGACGCCAAGAAUUACCCGAUCCUGUCGUCUCGCCUCUUUCUCAAAACCGGUCAGCCGUACGUCACAAGCAAGAUCCUGGACAGCAACCUGCAAGUCGACUACGCAAAAUACGCGGCCUAUGGCAAGCCGCACCUCACCGGGUUCUUCGCCAUAACCUACGGCGUCGGGUUUGCCACGCUAACCGCGACAAUUAGCCACCUGCUGCUGUGGCACGGGCGGGACAUCUACCACCGCGCGCGCUCAUCGUUGGGCGAGCGUAUGCCGGACAUCCACACGCGCCUGAUGCAGCGCUACCAGGACAUCCCCUGGAUCUGGUUCAUUAUCCUUCUGGUCGUAACCGUGGGUUUGUCCAUCGUUACCUGCGAAGUUUUCGGGUUACAGCUGCCCUGGUGGGGCGUUCUGCUCGCGACCGCGCUCGCGAUCUUCUUCACGCUGCCGGUGGGGGUCAUCGCGGCGACCACGAAUCAGAUCCCCGGGCUCAACAUCAUUACGGAGUUUAUGAUCGGGUUCAUCCUCCCGGGCAAGCCCAUCGCGAACGUGGUGUUCAAGACGUAUGGUUACAUCAGCAUGACGCAAGCCAUCUCGUUCCUGCAAGACUUCAAGCUGGGGCAAUACAUGAAGAUCCCUCCGCGCCCCAUGUUCAUCGUUCAGGUGGUGGGCACCCUGAUCGCGGGGAUUAUGAACCUGGCCGUCGCGUUCUGGCUCUACGGCUCCAUUAACAACAUUUGCAACACAAAUCUUUUGCCUGACGGGUCUCCCUGGACUUGCCCGUCCGCCAACGUCUUCUACUCGGCGUCGAUCAUUUGGGGGGUGAUCGGGCCGAAGCGCAUCUUCGGCAGCUUGGGCGACUACAGCGCGCUCAAUUGGUUCUUCCUCGCGGGUUUCCUGCUUCCGGUUCCGUUCUGGGCGGCGGCGCAGGUUUUCCCGAAGGUCAAGUGGCUCCGCAAGGUGAAUGUCCCGGUCAUCCUCGGCGCGACCGCGCUGCUGCCGCCCGCGACGCCCGUCAACUACUCGUCUUGGAUCCUAACCGGUUUCAUCUUUAACUACCUCAUCUUCAAGUAUUACAAAGGCUGGUGGUCCCGUUACAACUACGUGCUUUCCGCGGCGCUCGACACCGGGGUCGCCUUCAUGGGCAUUAUAAUCUUCGCGGCGCUCCAGAAUCAGAACACGGUCCUCAGUUGGUGGGGUAACGGAGGGACCACGACCGACCACUGCCCGCUUGCGUCGUGCCCGACCGCGCCGGGGAUUGUUGUCGAAGGGUGCCCGGUGUUUUAGGCGGGUUUGAGGCUUUUCGAGAUUCGACGUCGAUACAUGGAUACUCAAACGAUGGAAGGUUCGGCCGGAAGGAUGUUUUCGAAAGGGAUUUGAAAGCGAUGUCCACAAGGUUUUGAGCAGACCGACAGACUACUCGAUUAAAGGAUUGUGGGCGAACGCAUGGAGAUCAAUCGGAAAUGGAGGUGAUUGCAUUGGUUGCAAAUCAACAAAAGUGAACUGUUCCAUGCGGCGAUUUUGGGGUAGGUAAAUUUCCGGAAGAAUAGGGAUCGAUUGGGGAUUGCGAGUCAAAAGCAUCGAGUUGUUAUCCUCGAUCACCGCACGCUAUACUGGUGUAGAUUAUAUGUUGGAAAAAUAUUGGCUGGACAUCCGGUAAAUUGGUCGCUUACUGCUAGCUUCGUGUCAGUC